UUUAUUUUUUUUAUUUUUGUACUUUUUUUUACUUGAAAUCAAAUACAUAUAUUAUCAACAUGGCAGAAUUCCCGGAUACCUCUGGUGACAAUGCUUCUGAUGUUCAUGCUCAUCCUUCAAAAUAUUAUACAACUGGAAACAACUCUAGAGAACGAACCAGAACUUAUAUUAGAUACCCUCCAGAAUCUUUGGCUUUUCAAAAAGAAGCUUCUCGUUAUCGUCGUUCCUCUCAUGACAACAAAAACAAACCUCAAAAGUUCUUGGUGGAUGUAGAAGAAACAUUGCAACGUAUACUUGAACAAGAUACCGAUGGUGACUUCCAAAUCACAAUUAAUGAUGUUGGCUCAAAAACACUCACACUUGGUACUGCUGAUUCUGGUGGAUAUAGAAGAAUUGAUAUACGUGGAACUUAUAUGUUGGCCAAUUUAUUACAAGAACUAGCAUUAGCAAAGGAUUAUGGACGCAAACAUAUUGUGUUAGAUGAAGCUAGACUGAACGAAAAUCCUGUGGACCGUUUAUCACGUAUGAUUCGAUACAACUUUUGGGAUGGAUUAACUCGACGUAUUGAUGCUGAUAGUUUGGAAGUGAUUUGUCCUGAUCCCAAGAAUCGAUCUAGUCAACAACAUCCUAUUAUAUAUGUCCCUCGAGGUGAUCCUGAUGCUUUCGACUUUUAUUGCAAGGUGGCCUCCUCUCGACCCCAAUUACAUCUUCAAGUUGAAUAUUUACCUCAAGACAUCACUCCUGACUAUGUGCGUGGCAUCAACGAUCGACCUGGUUUACUGACUCUGGCAAUGCGUAAAAUAAAGGCCGCUGAUGGAACAGAAACAAUGGUCGGCGAACUAUUUGUAGUACCUGGUGGUCGGUUUAAUGAAAUGUAUGGAUGGGAUUCUUACUUUGCUGCUCUAGGUUUAUUGGUGGAUGGUCGUGUUGCUUUGGCCAAAAGUAUGGUGGAAAAUUUUGCAUACCAAAUCAAGCAUUAUGGCAAGAUUCUCAAUGCGAAUCGAUCUUACUAUUUGACUCGGUCACAACCUCCUUUUUUGACAGAUAUGGCGUUGAAGGUAUAUGAACGAUUGGAUCCUGCUGAUGAACAAGAAAACAAGGCUUGGUUACGUCGCAUUCUCAAAUCUGCAAUCAAGGAAUAUUGGCAAGUAUGGAUGUCUGCCCCUCGAUUGGACCCUAUUACGAUGCUUUCUCGCUAUCGUCCUAACGGCAAAGGUAUUCCUCCUGAAACAGAAGCAUCUCAUUUCGAUCAUGUUAUUGCACCUUUUGCUCGCAAGCAUAAUGUUACCAUUGAACAAUUCAAUAUCAUGUAUAACAAUGAUCAAGUCAAUGAACCAGAACUGGAUGAUUAUUUUUUACAUGACCGUGCAGUGCGUGAAUCUGGUCAUGAUACAACCUAUCGAUUUGACAAAGUAUGUGCAAACCUGGCAACAGUGGAUCUGAAUUCUCUGUUAUACAAGUAUGAAACCGAUAUUGCGGAUGCGAUCGAUGAUUAUCUGGAUGGGAUUCUGGAGGAUUUUGAUGGUAUGGCGCAAUACUCAAAGGAUUGGACAGCACGGGCAAAUCAACGACGAGAUAGAAUGAACAAAUACCUUUGGAAUGAAAAAAACAAUCUUUAUUACGACUAUGAUACGGUGAGACAAGAACAAAUUACAUAUGAAAGUGCUACAGCAUUUUGGACGAUGUGGGCAGGCUGUGCUAGUGAAGAGCAAGCUCAGAGAAUGGCGUCUCAUUCUUUACACAAAUUUGAAGUGCUUGGAGGUCUUGUUUCUGGUACUGAAUCUUCACGUGGUGAAAUUACGUUGGAUCGACCGAAUCGACAAUGGGAUUUUCCUUUUGGUUGGGCUCCUCAUCAGAUGAUGGCUUGGGUUGGUUUUGAAAAAUAUGGUAUGCGUGAUAUUUCUCGUCGGUUGGCAUAUCGUUGGCUAUACACUAUUACUAAAUCAUUUGUAGAUUUCAAUGGUGUGGUGCCAGAAAAAUAUGAUGUAGUCAGUUCAUCACACAAAGUACAAGUAGAAUAUGGCAAUGUGGGCACCGAUUUCAAAUUUGUACCACGAGAAGGGUUUGGAUGGAUGAAUGCUUCUUAUCAAGUUGGACUUAGUUAUCUUAAUACACAAAUGCGACGAGCUUUGGGAACUUGUACUUUACCUGACUUAUUAUUUGAAAAGGCAUUGGCUUUGGAACAUCGACGGUCUGAAACUGAACAAGAAGCUUAUCUCCAACAACGUAGAAAAUCCACUUUGAAUGCACGACAAUUGACUCGCAAUGGAAGUAUUGACGCUGCCAUCACUCGGAUCCCUUAUACCUCUCCUCCUGUCUCUGAUGCUACUGUGGCUGGUUCUUCUGUAGUAUCUCAUCAUCCUCUUGCUCCUCUUGAUUCUGGUGAUGGUGAUUCUUACUUUACAUCCACUGCUCCAUUUCGUUAGCUAUUAUUAGUUUUUGAAAUAGACCCUUUCUUUGUAGUUUUAUUCAUAAUUGAUACAACUUGAAAUAAAAUCUAUUUUUUUUUUUUUGACAUGAUUCCAAAUGAUUUUUGUAUAUAUUUUGCGUAGAUAUGUGCUAUAUAUAAAAAGAGAUAGAAAGUGUCUCCAUA
Molecule: messenger RNA, 2593 nt
Organism: Halteromyces radiatus
Lineage: Eukaryota; Fungi; Mucoromycota; Mucoromycetes; Mucorales; Cunninghamellaceae
Product: trehalase-domain-containing protein
Exons: 5
Coding region: 60-2426 (788 amino acids)
Biological process (GO): trehalose catabolic process
Cellular component (GO): cytoplasm
Molecular function (GO): alpha,alpha-trehalase activity; calcium ion binding
Source: RefSeq, a predicted model, not a curated record